Symbiodinium natans is the source of this 220-nucleotide messenger RNA. Lineage: Eukaryota; Dinophyceae; Suessiales; Symbiodiniaceae. The record is from the annotation of a GenBank genome assembly.
GUACUCUCUGGUGAAGUUGGGACUCUUGGCAUUCUGGAUAUCUUCGGCUCUUCUCUGUUGCAUGUGUUGCUGCGGAUGCCGUUGUUUUCGGAAGAAGUCCUCAACAGAAGAGCCUUCGAAGAAGAAUGGCAACAAGGCCUCCAAGGCGGCUGAAAAGGGCAAGGCAGCCACGGCGCCAGCGAACGCGACCAACAAGUCCGCCCAGAGCAAGAAGAAAUGA